AUGGAUCUCGCCAACACGCUCAUUCGAAGCGUCGUGCGCGCCUUCUACGAGACUAGGCACAUCUUGGUCGUUGAUGCGCUCUUCCUUCACUCAGUCCUUCAUGCAGAGGAUCUUGCUUUCUUGAUGGGCAUGCAGCAGAAGGACCUGCGCAAGCUUUGCGCACGGCUACGAGAAGACCGCUUGAUCGGAGUGAGCACACGCGCCGAAAUUCGCGAUGGAUCCACUCGCCCCGUGAACCGAGAAUACUACUACAUCCCCCUCCAUCCGGUCAUCGACGCGAUCAAGUACAAGGUCUCCAAAUUGACCUCGACGAUCAAGGAGCAGUACACGCCCAGCGAGGAGCGCAAAGAAUACAUGUGCCCGCGAUGCCUGGCGGAAUGGACCGAACUGGACGUCCUGAGUCUGAUCUCCGAGGAAGGAUUCGAAUGUCAAAAUUGUGGCGCGAUUCUGGAGCGCACGGAAGAUCUCAAGGGCGAGGAGGGCAUUGACCGGACAGGUCAUGAGAAGAACAGCAAGCUCAUGGCCCAGCUUGACAAUAUGCUCAAGCUCUUGAAGCAGAUUGACUCCGUGGAGAUUCCGCCCAACGAUUUUGACACUGCCUGGGACCACAAGGUUGAGGUUCCCCGGAACCUGAGCACCCAUCCGAUUCGCACGGCUAUCCCCGUUCCGCCCAAGCCACAGGAUGUGGUGCGUGGGAAUCUCAAGACCGAUGCUGCAGCUUUGGAGAUUUCUCUCACCUCGAGCGAAGAGAAGAGUGCUGCUGAACAGGCUGAGGAGGCUGCUCGCAAGGCUGCGUUGGAGAAGCAGAACGCUCUGCCUGUAUGGCAUACUCAUUCUACCGUUGAUGCUGCUGCCCCUGCCCAGACCAAGAACGAGACGGGCUUCUCUAUUAAACCCGAGCUUGAAGAUGAGGACCAGAAGCCCAAUAUGGAUGCCUCUGACGACAAGAUCGCUGCAUACUACGCCGAGAUGGAGAGAGAACAGGCUCUCCAGGCUCAAGAAGAUGCCAGCAGUGCGGAGGACUCUGACGAGUUCGACGACGAAUUUGAAGAUGUUGGCAUUUCCGGCCCCAGUGGGCCGGGGACUCCAGCUACCGGCGCUGGUCCGACCAGUGUCGCUACUCCUUCUGGCCUAUCGGGUAUCAAGAGGGAACAUGACACCUCCAGUGCUGCCCCAUCCUCCGUAGGUACCCCGUCUACACCCGCUGACGAUGGCCCGGCGAUGAAGCGAAUCAAGAUGGAGCUUGGGUCCAAUGCGGAGCCUAUCAUCAAGACUGACCCUGAUGUCAAGGCCGAGCUGGACGUCAAAGAUGAAGAAUCCGAUGAGGAUGAAGAAGAAUUCGAGGAUGUCUGA
This is a messenger RNA of Penicillium daleae, 1353 nucleotides long. RefSeq names its product putative transcription factor TFIIE complex alpha subunit. Gene Ontology annotation, biological process: transcription initiation at RNA polymerase II promoter; transcription open complex formation at RNA polymerase II promoter. The transcript has 3 exons. Lineage: Eukaryota; Fungi; Ascomycota; Eurotiomycetes; Eurotiales; Aspergillaceae. The record is from RefSeq and is a predicted model, not a curated record. Bases 1 to 1353 code for a protein of 450 amino acids. Gene Ontology annotation, cellular component: transcription factor TFIIE complex.